Scedosporium apiospermum is the source of this 1974-nucleotide messenger RNA. RefSeq lists its product as uncharacterized. The record is from RefSeq and is a predicted model, not a curated record. Lineage: Eukaryota; Fungi; Ascomycota; Sordariomycetes; Microascales; Microascaceae. Gene Ontology annotation, molecular function: ubiquitin conjugating enzyme binding; zinc ion binding; ubiquitin protein ligase activity. The transcript is spliced from 5 exons. Gene Ontology annotation, biological process: protein polyubiquitination; positive regulation of proteasomal ubiquitin-dependent protein catabolic process; ubiquitin-dependent protein catabolic process. The coding region runs from base 1 to 1974 and encodes 657 amino acids. Gene Ontology annotation, cellular component: cytoplasm; ubiquitin ligase complex.
AUGGCGUCCCCAUCCGUCAAAGCUAAGGCUCCCCCUCCGCCUCUCACCAUCACGAGAGUCGACAGCGCGGAUGCGUCCAUCUCCAUCGUCAAGGCCGGCGAGGCCAACGUUACCGCCAGUGCCAACAAAGGUAAAGGCCCAUCUACCACCCGCCCCGUCAGUGCCCCGGAGCCAUCACCAGCCACCACAGUCAGCACGACGGGUUCGGCGUACAAGGCUCCUAACAAGAGCAUUUGGGACGUGGAUCCACUGAUGGCGAGGACCGAGACUCCCUUGACCGGUGAUUUUUCUUCUGCUAUGCCCCCUUUCCCCAAUACCUCCGAGAGAACCAAGACUGGAGAGUCGUCCACCGCUGUGGCGACGACGACGAGAGCGUCCAGCAUUAUUGUUGAGGGCCAGGACCUCGAGGAUCAAAGCGCGACCAGUGAGACGUCCAGUAUGGUCCCGCCUUCUCUUAUCUUUUCCGAUGACACACACCGAUCUCGCGAGGAUGGUGUUCUGGAGGGUACCACGGUUGUGGGGGACGAUGACCACAGUGCGCCCAUGACGGAGGGUGGUCCGAGAAGAAUCUUUAACGAGCAGGGUCAGAGGAUGAACCCGUUCCGCGUCGAAUUUCGUCCUCCUGGCGGUAACCGUGUGUUGGGGUUGAGGGAUGACACCAGCGAUCAGUUCCUAACCAACAGCGACGCCCGUGCCCGUGGCAGUGAUAACGUGCCAUCGGGAAAUGCUCCAGAGAAUCCGUUUCGGAUUAGGCGCGAUGUUCGCGGCGGUGCUCUCGGUGAUCCCUCACCAUCUCGAGAUGGUAUGGUCUGGGCCAGAACCGAUGUUCGGGGUCGCGAUGCCGAUCGCAUGCCAUCGGGUGAUGGUACGGAGAAUCCGUUCCGUGUACCGCUUGUCAGGACGCCCAAGAGCGAGUUUGCUCGUGCUUUAGCGGACCUCGAUACCCGGGCUGAUUUGGAGGCAAUGUCUAUUGGCCGUACGAUGCCAAAGGUUCGAGCCGAAGUCGAUCCUGAGGAAUACAGUUUUGGCCAACGCUACACGAAGCCCGUCAAUGGCAGUGUAAUUAUUUCCAACUCUCGAACGAUUGCUCCGGAACGCAGCGACGAGCAGGAGUGCAUCGUUUGCGCGGAAGUCAAAGGUCCUGACCAGUUCCCCAACACUUCCAUCACGACCACCUGCAAGCACGCGCCCACCACUUGCCUCGAGUGCGUCCAGACGGCUAUCCGCAUCGACUUGAACAAUAAGCUGUGGACGGAGAUUAACUGUCCCGAGUGCGGUGAGCAUCUCGAGUAUGUUGAUAUUCAGAAGUAUGCUGAUGAGCGCACGUUCUCGCGAUACGAAGAACUCGCCCUCCGCUCGGCCAUGUCCGAAGCCACCAACUUCAUCUGGUGCACCUCCGGCUGCGGCUCGGGCCAAAUCCACGAAUCCAGCACCCACCACCCCAUCGUAACCUGCCUGCACUGCGGCCACCGCUCCUGCUUCCAGCACAACGUAACCUGGCACGAGAACCUAACGUGCGAAGAGUACGACCGGCUCCUCGCCGACCCGGAGAACUUCAAGUCGCGGCUCGAGAGCGACGCGCCCCUCGACGUUCGCCGACGAAGGCAGAUCGACGCCGACCGCGCCGUGGCGCAGGGCCUCGUGGCUGGGGAGCAGGCGGCGUCGCGAAUGAGGAGGAUGAUGAGGGACGGGAGGGAGAGGGAGAGGGAGCAGAGGAAGAGGGCGGAGAAGGCGGUGGAGGUGGCGAGGCGGGUUGCGGCGAGGAGGAAGAGGGAGGAGGAGAGGAGUAAGGUUACGAUUCGGAAUACGACGAAGCCUUGCCCUGGGUGUGGAUGGGCGAUUGAGAAGAACCGCGGCUGCUCUCAUAUGAAGUGCAUCAAGUGUGCCUACGAGUUCUGCUGGGGCUGCGCAGUCCCAUGGCGUAAAGGCCACAGCUACAAGUGUAAAGGGCUGGAAGAAGAGGACGAGGCGUAG